UGGAGGGGGGGUCAGAGCGAAGAACCGACUAGAAUGCUCGCGCUUUUUAACUUGCGCGCACUAACUCACGGAGGCUACCAGAGCAACCAACAGACAACAUUUGAUCUGUGGGAAAUAUUACAACAAUGUAAUGUUCCAGAAAAGCGGAAACAAAACGGGAAAGUCUCGGUGAAAGUGAGAAUUUGGGAUAUGAAGUUUCAAGCCGCAAUUUAUAGCCUAAGUAUCCUGAAUGGAAGGCUCAUUACCAUUUCAGUUGGAGCGACGGUUCAGGAAAUGAACACAUUUUUGGAGGAAACCCUAUUGAUAUCAUCAUAAUUAUUUCUACCGAAAUUGAUCACAAUAAACACUUGAGAUGGAGAAACGGAUUUUGUUUACUUGUAUACUGGUUGGAAUGUUCCUGCGGAAAUCCUGUGGUCAAAACUCAGCAACUGAAGAAGUGUUGAACUGCUGUGAGGGCGACAUUCUCUUCCUAUUGGACUCCUCAGGCAGCGUCUCAUCCUAUGAGUACUCCCGCAUGCUGGGCUUCCUGUCCGAGCUCCUCCUCCCCUUCUCAUUGGGCGAGGACCAGGUGAGGGUGGGGCUACUGCAGGUGGGCACCCAACCCCACCUCGAGUUUGGCUUUGACGCCCACAAUACCCAAUAUGGCCUCCAGGAGGCACUGGGGAACACCAAGGCUCUGAGGGGCGACACCAAUACAGAGGAGGCCCUCAGGAUGGCCAAGGACUGGGUGCUGAAGCCUGGAGGGGCCAGGGGGGCCAGGGCAGAGCUACCCAGGGUUCUAGUGUGGCUGACGGACGGGGUGAAGCCGGGUGAUGUGAUUGGACCAAUGGAGGAGCUGAGAGAGGAGGGCGUAGCCGUUCUGGUGAUCUCCACGGGCCACGGGAACUACCAGGUGCUGCGGCAGGUGGUCACCCCACCUGUGGAGUCACACCUGUACUUUGUGGACAUCGACGAUAUGAGUAUCAUCACCGAGGACCUGAGGGAUGCCAUUAUUGAGAUCCUCUGGGCUGAACGGCUCCAGGUGCGAGAUGUGUCCACAGACAGCGCUGUGCUGCAGUGGCGACCGGUUCUGGCCGGAUUGAACGGUUAUUAUGACAUCCGGUUUGGACCGGCUCCCAGUGGGGGAGUAGUUGGAGGAGGAGCAGGGGGGCCUGGUACCAGCCCCAGUACCAGUGGUGGCCAGUACCAGAGACUCACCCAGCCAGGGGACUCUAGCACGGCCAGGCUGACAGGACUAAAGCCAGACACCACCUACACAGCCACACUGACUCCUGAGUCCAACCUGCAGGUGCUCAACCCCCUCUCCGUCACCUUCACCACUAAGCCAGAGGUGUUGAGCCCAGCCGUGGUGACGGUGUCGGACUCAGAGGCCAAUAGUGUGAGGGUGAGCUGGGGUCCUCUGCAGCCAGAGUCUGUCCAGAGCUUCCAGGUGGAGUACUCAGCGCUCCCGGGGGGGAAGCUCCACAUGACUACUGUGGGCCGGGGGCAGAACUCCACCAUGCUGACCAACCUCCAGCCAGACACCCAGUACUUGGUCACCGUGAGCGCCCGUCACUCCUAUGGCCAGGAGAGGGCCAUGUCUGUCAAAGUGUGCACUGAGGAGGUGAGGCCGGAUCUUGCAGACCUGCGGCUGACCACGGUGGGCAGUGACUCUGUGCAGGUGGACUGGAAAGCCAGCAUGGACGGCCUCAGGGGCUACUGGCUCACCUGGGAGGGACAGGACGGCCACGGCUCUACCACCGCCCAGCGCUCCUCCUUCUACCUGCCCCCCAACUUACUGUCCACACGUCUGACACACCUGCCCCCCGCCACCAGAGUGUGUGUGUGGCCUGUAUACCGGACGACACGCGGGAAGGGCCUCUGCUGCACGGCCCAGUUUCAUUCAGAUGCAUCGGCUUGGGGCCACAGAUCAUAAUAUUGCUGAGUUUAACAGGCACUGUACUAUGGCAAGGAUGGAGGGAAGAAGGAGAAGAACAGAUAGAAGAAUAAUACAUCUGAACUUGCAUCCCUCUCUUAGUUCAUUCUAUCCUCUCUGGACAUCAUCCACAAUACACGAGGCCUUUGGCUUACAAAGCACUUGUGUUUAAUAGAUACUGAUACAAUACAUAUAGGCUUACUAUACUAUAAAACUGUUGCUCUAUUAGUCAGCACCCUAACUGAACUGUGGGUUGCUAUCUUCUGCAAUGCAGAUUUUCACAUAUUGCCUAAAACCUGUAAUCAUACUUAAAACAUUUGUUUGUUUGACUGUUUGUUUUUGAUAUGAUCUUAAGAUAGAGGUUGGCCAAGCAUAGCAGUCUAGAUCAAGCUAAUUCUGGUUUGCGGUAUCAUACAAGAUGUAGUUUUAAUAAAAAAGAUUAACGUACAGUAACACAUUUUUCUAGUGCACAGAGAGCAACUAUGCAAUAUACUUUCAAUGUUUCCCAAGGCACCCACCUGUAAUAUUUUGGAACAUUGAAUAAAUAAGUGCUCAAACUCAGCUUACACUUUAAUUGAAGGGCAAGUGAACACAGAACCCUUAAUAACAGAGAGGAACUCCUUUGAACUAAUUACAAAUCCCAAACAGAUUCUCUACGUGGCUACACAUAUAAAACUACAGAUAAAUGUUCUACUCGUGAGAUGUUGCAGAUGUGCUUUUGAUAAAGGAUGGUCACACUGAUAUUUUCCAGGAUUGUUUUGACUCAUCACCACCAACACUUAUACAUGGAGGUAUUGGCAAACUGUUACAUUGGAUGAUGCUGUAUUCAGUCAUACAGGUUGGCCAUUGAACCAGGGGGCAUACAGUGGGUAUCAUAAGUAUUCAUACCCCUUGACUUUUUCCACAUUUUGUUGUUUUACAAAGUGGGAUUAAAAUGGAUUUAAUUGUCUUUUUUUGUCAACAAUCUACUCAAAAUAAUAUGUUAUUGUGGAAGAAAAAUUCAAACAUUUGUAAAAAAAAAAAUACAGUAAUAUAUCUUGAUUAGAUACAUAUUCAACCCCCUCAGUCAGUACAUGUUAGAAGCACCUUUGGCAGUGAUUACAACUGUGAGUCUUUCUGGGUAAAUCUCUAAGAACUUUGCAUACCUGGAUUGUACAAUAUUUGCACAUUAUUCUUCUUAGAAUUCUUCAAUUUGCAAGUCUUGCCAUAGAUUUUCAAGAUGAUUUAAGUCAAAACUGUAAUGAGGCCACGCAGUAACAUUCAAUGUAAUCUUGGUAAGCAACUCCAGUGUAUAUUUUGGCCUUGUGUUUUAGGUUUUUGUCCUGUGAAAGUUGAAUUUGUCUCCCAGUGUCUGUUGGAAUGAAGAGUGAACCUGGUUUUUAUAGAGGAAUUAAAUUCCUAUAUGUUUAAUACCCAAUUAAAUGAAUACAUUCAGCCCA
Messenger RNA from Oncorhynchus gorbuscha (pink salmon), 3354 nucleotides. It is a transcript of the gene vwa1, whose product is annotated as von Willebrand factor A domain containing 1. Gene Ontology annotation, molecular function: protein binding. The transcript has 6 exons. The record is from RefSeq and is a predicted model, not a curated record. Lineage: Eukaryota; Metazoa; Chordata; Actinopteri; Salmoniformes; Salmonidae. The coding region runs from base 353 to 1915 and encodes 520 amino acids.